Vidua macroura (Pin-tailed whydah) is the source of this 1876-nucleotide messenger RNA. RefSeq names its product fibroblast growth factor 7 (gene FGF7). The transcript has 4 exons. Gene Ontology annotation, molecular function: type 2 fibroblast growth factor receptor binding; growth factor activity. The coding region runs from base 441 to 1025 and encodes 194 amino acids. NCBI's taxonomy places the organism in Eukaryota, Metazoa, Chordata, Aves, Passeriformes, Viduidae. Gene Ontology annotation, cellular component: cytoplasm. Gene Ontology annotation, biological process: positive chemotaxis; animal organ morphogenesis; positive regulation of peptidyl-tyrosine phosphorylation. The record is from RefSeq and is a predicted model, not a curated record.
UGAUUUAUGGAAACAAUUAUAAUUCUGGUGGAGUCUUUCUGAGCUGAGAAAGUUUGUAGCUACAGUAGAGUGUCUCAUGUUGCGAAAAGGAGACAACAGAAAUGGAGUACUUGGGUAUCCAGCUCUUAUCAACAGGAACAAAUCUUUUACUUUCAGUGCAAGCAGCAAAUUCAAGUAGUAAAGAAGGUCACAACAACAAAGGUUUUUAUAACUUGUGUCUUUAAAGGAUAUUCUGACUGAAGAGAUAUUUAAGAAGCUCUUCUAUUUCGCCAUUAACUAUUAAGGAAUAACGAUCAGAAUUCUAGAAGAGGGAGCAAUCUCACUUAAAUGAAUCUGUAACUCAUAAAGACAGAAGGCAGGUCGGUGACCUAAGAGCAACAGUCUACUUGAGAUUUAAUUUUCAUUAUGUUGUUCAUGAACACCCAGAACACUGCACUAUAAUGCACAAAUGGAUACUGACAUGGAUCCUGCCAAUUUUGCUCUACAGAUCAUACUUUUACAUUAUCUUUCUAAUGGGCACUAUAUCUUUAGCUUGCAAUGACAUGACUCCAGAGCAAAUGGCUACAAAUGUGAACUGUUCCAGCCCUGAGCGACAUACCAGAAGCUAUGAUUAUAUGGAAGGGGGGGAUGUAAGAGUGAGAAGACUUUUCUGUCGAACUCAGUGGUAUAUGAGGAUUGAUAAACGAGGCAAAGUGAAAGGGACAAGAGAAGCAAACAACAACUACAGUAUUCUAGAAAUCCGAACGGUGGCAGUUGGAAUAGUGGCAAUCAAAGGAGUGGAAAGUGAAUACUUUCUGGCAAUGAACAAGUCAGGGCGACUCUAUGGAAAGAAAGUCUGCAAUGAGGACUGCAACUUCAUUGAACUGAUUGAAGAAAACCAUUAUAACACAUAUGCUUCUGCAAAAUGGACACACAAAGGAAAAGAGAUGUUUGUUACACUAAACCACAAAGGGGUUCCAAUGAAAGGUAAAAAAACAAAGAAAGAACACAGAGCAUCCCACUUUCUUCCUCUGGCAAUAUCCUAAUCACAAAUUAUCUAUAAAGAACUAGUUCCAGCAGGAAGAUUCAUUUUAAGAAGACUGUUUGACAAGAUACCAAGGAAGGCUGGAAUACUACUGAGAAACUGAACAAGCUGGACUUGCGCAUUUAUGUUUAUUUUUAAGAGACUACAUGAAAAAGAUUUGAAAAUAUACACAAAACCAGAUUUACUAACUAAAAGUUGUAAAAAAUUCUAAAGAGUUGUACAAUCAUUACCUUAGUCAUUGUAACUGGGUAGUUUCUUAAAUUAAUUUACCCUGAAGAAUAAGUCAUUACUUGAUUAUCUGAUAAUAUUUUAUUUAAAAAACUAUCUGCUUCUUAAAUAUGGCUGCUAUAAUAAUAAUAAGCAGAUGAUAAUGUUGUGUAAAAUAUGUCAGACUUUAAGGCUGCUGGAAUGAGUUGUCAGAUUAUCAAGUCAAUAGAAAAUGUGGAGGCUGAGCAGUAUUUUAAAUACUUCCCCCAAGAAACUCAUAUCCUAUACAUAAACUAUAUGAUCAAAAAAAUAUAAUCUUGUAAAUGUUUAUUGUUGUAUUCAGAUAAGAGAGUUAGUUUGGACAAAUUAAGUUUACUCUAACACAAAAUGUUCCUAUCUAUUAAUGAAACAAAUACCUAAUGCUGCUCUAAAAGAUGUUUCAAAUAGUGUAUGUAAAAUAAAAAUAGGAAUAAAUAAUGUACUUCAUCUCACUUUUCACAAAUUAACAAUUUAUAUAGCAAUGAAGCAAAAAUUCAGACAUAUUAAGGUUUUUUAUGUAACAUAUCUUAUCUUUUGUAUAAUUCCUGUUAGGGCAUACAGCUUUCAAUAUUGUUUUUCCAUUCUUAUACAUGCUUUCUCUGUUGU